AUGCCCAGCCGAGUUGGAGAGCCUCUGGGUAUUAAAGUUUCGUUCCUGCUCACAAAUCACCAGAGACUAACGUUGCAUUCUUAUUACUGCCGUGACCUGGACGAACCAGCCACCCAAGACAGCGAGCCACCUGCUGCCACUCCACCAGAGAGCGGACGUGGUGGCACGCCUGCCGCUGCCUCUGAUGCUGCGCCACCGCCCACAGACCGCAUCUCUCGAGUGCGGAACUUGUCAGCAAAGGAGAAGAGCAGCAGGCUUCUCCAAGCGGCUAAAGAUGGGGCAGUGGAGGAUCUGCGAGCCCUGCUGGCUGUGGGUGCAGACACGGAGUUCCAGGACUGGUACGGGUGGAGGGCCCUGCACUACUCGGCCGGCAGAGGAGACGAGCAGGCAGUGCAGUGCCUCCUGAACAGUGGAGCAGAGGUCGAUGCCAGGACCUGGUUGGGGGACACGGCCCUGCAUCGGGCCGCAAUCAACAACCGCGCGGCAGUAGUCCCAGCACUGGCAGCGUCCGGGGCUGACGUGAACGCGAUAGCUGCUGGGCAUUGGACGCCGCUGCACUAUGCGGCAGCGCACGGCAGCACAGAGGCAGCGACUGCACUGCUACGUGUGGGCGCAAAUAAGGGCGCCAGGACUCACAACGGACAGACGCCGCUACAAGUCGCCGUAGCUAACAACAACAAGAACUUGUCAGCAAAGGAGAAGAGAAGCAAACUUCUCCAAGCAGCUAAAGAUGGGGCACUGGAGGAUCUGCGAGCUCUCCUGGCCGUGGGUGCAGACACGGGAUCGUGGGACUGGUACGGGUGGACUGCCCUGCACUAUGCAGUCGAGAGAGGAGACGUGCAGGCAGUGCGGUGUCUCCUGAAUAGUGGAGCAGAGGUCGAUGUCGGGACCUGGUGGGGGGACACGCCCCUGCAUCAGGCUGCAAGGAAAAACAAUGUGGCGGUGGUCUCAGCACUGGCAGCAUCAGGGGCUGACGUCAAUGCGAGAGCAGCAUUCAGGUGGACGCCCCUGCACUUUGCGGCGUUGUAUGGCCACACAGAGGUAGUGACUGCACUGCUUGAUAUGGGGGCAGACAGGAAUGCCAUAAAUGAAACCAAAGACACGCCCCUAAAACUCGCCAUAGAGAACAACAGAGUCCAACUGUUAGACAUUCUAAAGUGA
This is a messenger RNA of Schistocerca serialis cubense, 1161 nucleotides long. Its product is annotated as ankyrin repeat and protein kinase domain-containing protein 1-like. The transcript has 4 exons. The coding region runs from base 1 to 1161 and encodes 386 amino acids. NCBI's taxonomy places the organism in Eukaryota, Metazoa, Arthropoda, Insecta, Orthoptera, Acrididae. Gene Ontology annotation, molecular function: protein binding. The record is from RefSeq and is a predicted model, not a curated record.